Arabidopsis arenosa is the source of this 1451-nucleotide messenger RNA. The record is from the annotation of a GenBank genome assembly. Lineage: Eukaryota; Viridiplantae; Streptophyta; Magnoliopsida; Brassicales; Brassicaceae.
UUUUCUUAUCUCUCUCUCUCUCUCGGAGCUCUUCCUUCUUCCGUCGUCUACCAUUGAUUACGGGAGUGUAUUGAGGUUAAAUGGCUCUAAGUACAUGUGUUUCUCAAUGGAGUAUUCGUCCUCAAUUUGCUGUGAGAGCUUAUUAUCCCAGCAGAGUCGAAUCAAGUCGCCAACAAAAUCCCAUGAGCCAGAUAAAUUGUUUGGGAGCUUCAAGGUCGAGUAUGUUCUCACAUGGGUCCUUGCCCUUCUUGUCGAUGACGGGAAUGUCCAGAAACAUGCAUCCUCGCAGAGGAUCUCGCUUCACUGUUAGAGCUGAUGCCGAUUACUAUUCGGUACUCGGAGUUUCGAAAAAUGCAACCAAAUCUGAGAUUAAAAGCGCUUAUCGGAAGCUGGCUAGGAAUUACCAUCCGGAUGUGAACAAGGAUCCUGGUGCGGAGGAGAAAUUCAAAGAAAUAAGUAAUGCAUAUGAGGUUUUAUCAGAUGAUGAAAAGAAAUCUCUUUACGAUAGGUAUGGUGAGGCCGGACUUAAAGGCGCUGCUGGAAUGGGUGGCAUGGGGGAUUUUAGUAAUCCGUUCGAUCUAUUCGAGUCAUUAUUCGAAGGCAUGGGUGGGAUGGGAGGAGGUGGAAUGGGUAGAGGUUCAAGAAGCAGAGCUGUGGAUGGUCAAGAUGAGUAUUACACGCUAAUCUUGAACUUCAAAGAAGCGGUUUUUGGAAUGGAGAAAGAAAUAGAGAUAUCACGGCUCGAGAGCUGCGGGACAUGUGAAGGUUCAGGUGCAAAACCAGGAACCAAACCGACCAAAUGCACCACAUGUGGCGGCCAAGGUCAAGUGGUUUCAUCAGCUAGAACUCCUCUGGGCGUGUUCCAACAAGUCAUGACUUGCUCGUCCUGUAAUGGCACUGGAGAGAUCUCGACGCCGUGUGGUACUUGCUCUGGAGACGGACGCGUGAGGAAGACAAAACGGAUAAGUCUCAAAGUACCAGCCGGGGUUGAUUCAGGUAGCCGGUUAAGAGUGAGAGGAGAAGGCAAUGCCGGGAAGAGAGGCGGAUCACCAGGCGAUCUGUUUGUUGUUAUAGAAGUUAUACCUGACCCGGUUUUGAAACGGGACGAUACAAAUAUUCUCUACACUUGCAAGAUAUCGUAUAUCGAUGCGAUUUUAGGGACAACAUUGAAAGUACCAACAGUGGAUGGGACAGUAGAUUUGAAAGUGCCAGCAGGGACACAACCUGGCACGACGCUUGUGAUGGCGAAAAAGGGAGUUCCGGUAUUGAACAAGAGUAAUAUGAGAGGAGAUCAGUUGGUGAGGGUGCAGGUGGAGAUACCUAAGAGACUGAGCAAAGAGGAGAAGAAACUUAUUGAAGAGCUUGCUGAUAUGAGCAAGAACAAGACUGCUAAUAGCACCAGUAGAUGAUUAGAAACACGAAAAUUUUGACAAUGAAAAUGUGAAUCUAUA